Messenger RNA from Choloepus didactylus (southern two-toed sloth), 825 nucleotides. RefSeq names its product ras-related protein R-Ras2-like. Gene Ontology annotation, molecular function: GTPase activity; GTP binding; GDP binding. Bases 1 to 825 code for a protein of 274 amino acids. The transcript has 3 exons. NCBI's taxonomy places the organism in Eukaryota, Metazoa, Chordata, Mammalia, Pilosa, Megalonychidae. Gene Ontology annotation, cellular component: plasma membrane. The record is from RefSeq and is a predicted model, not a curated record. Gene Ontology annotation, biological process: signal transduction.
AUGACAGGUCCCAAGGCUCCAAGCGGCGCUGGAGGCUGCGUUCGGCUGGAGCUGCGGAGACGGAUAGAGGAGCGCGCUCCACCGGUCGCUGCCGCCCCUGGUCCCCCUCGGGCGCCGGGCUUACGCGCGGACCGGCCCUCACAGCUCCGGGUACCCGGGACCCUCGCCCGGCUGCUCGUCCGCAGCCCGCCGGCCGCACACGUCCCCGGAGCCUGGCCUAGGGCGGGCGGCGACGGCUCCGGCCAGGAGAAGUACCGGCUCGUGGUGGUCGGCGGGGGCGGCGUGGGCAAGUCGGCGCUCACGAUCCAGUUCAUCCAGUCCUAUUUUGUAACGGAUUAUGAUCCAAGCAUUGAAGAUUCCUAUACAAAGCAGUGUGUGAUAGAUGACAGAGCAGCCCGGCUAGAUAUUCUGGAUACUGCAGGACAAGAAGAGUUUGGAGCUAUGAGAGAACAGUAUAUGAGGACUGGCGAGGGUUUCCUGUUGGUCUUUCCAGCCACAGAUAGAGGCAGCUUUGAAGAAAUCUUUAAGUUUCAAAGACAGAUUCUCAGAGUAAAGGACCGUGAUGAAUUUCCGAUGAUUUUAAUUGGUAAUAAAGCAGAUCUAGAUCAUCAAAGACAGGUAACACAGGAAGAAGGACAGCAGUUAGCACGGCAACUUAAGGUAACAUACAUAGAGGCCUCAGCAAAGAUUAGGAUGAAUGUAGAUCAAGCUUUCCAUGAACUUGUCCGGGUUAUAAGGAAAUUUCAAGAGCAGGAAUGUCCUCCUUCACCAGAACCAACGCGGAAAGAAAAAGAUAAGAAAGGCUGCCAUUGUGUAAUUUUCUAA